Molecule: messenger RNA, 1029 nt
Organism: Mesitornis unicolor (brown roatelo)
Lineage: Eukaryota; Metazoa; Chordata; Aves; Mesitornithiformes; Mesitornithidae
Gene: AGMAT
Product: agmatine ureohydrolase (agmatinase)
Exons: 8
Coding region: 1-1029 (342 amino acids)
Molecular function (GO): metal ion binding; agmatinase activity
Source: RefSeq, a predicted model, not a curated record
AUGAGGCGCCUGCUCUGGGCUGGCUGCAGCCAGUUGCUGUCCCGGGAGGCCGGGCUCCGGCACAUGUCCCCUUGCCGCUGGGGCUCACAGUUCAACGUGCCCCCCAGUGCCCUGUCUGUGGCCCGGCCCGUGGGGAUCUGCUCCAUGAUGAAAUUGCCGGUUCAGGCAUCGGCAGAAGGACUGGAUGCAGCUUUCGUCGGCGUCCCUUUAGAUACGGGCACAUCCAACCGGCCAGGAGCCAGGUUUGGCCCACGGCAGAUCCGGGCCGAGUCAGGGAUGGUGAGGAGGUACAACGCCAGCACCGGGGCUGCGCCUUUCGACUCCCUGCGGGUGGCUGACAUUGGAGACGUGAACGUCAACCUCUACAACCUGCCCGACAGCUGCCGCCUCAUCCGAGAGUCCUACCAGAAGAUCGUGGCCUCCGGCUGCGUGCCCCUCUCCUUAGGUGGAGAUCACACCAUAACAUACCCCAUCCUGCAAGCUGUGGCAGAAAAGCACGGUGCUGUGGGGCUGGUGCACGUGGAUGCUCACACCGACACCGGAGACAGGGCCCUGGGGGAGAAGAUCUACCACGGGACGCCGUUCCGGCGCUGCGUGGAGGAAGGGCUGCUGGACUGCAGCCGCGUGGUCCAGAUCGGCAUCCGAGGCUCCUCCUACGACCCCGAUCCUUACAAAUACUGCCGGGACCAGGGUUUCCGUGUGGUCCUGGUUGAAGAGUGCUGGGGGAAGUCCCUGGUGCCACUGAUGGGCGAGGUGAGGAAGCAGAUGGGGGACAAGCCGGUGUACAUCACUUUCGAUAUCGAUGGAGUAGACCCUGCGUACGCUCCAGGCACCGGCACGCCGGAGAUAGCCGGGCUCACGCCUGCGCAGGCUUUGGAGAUUAUUCGUGGCUGCAAAGGACUGAACAUCGUGGGAUGUGACCUUGUAGAAGUUGCACCGAUGUAUGAUGUCUCUGGUAACACAGCCCUCCUGGGGGCAAACCUGCUCUUCGAGAUGCUGUGCGUUCUCCCCAGAGUGAAGACAACGUGA